AUGUCAACAUCAAAUGAAAUUAUUAAUUGUAUUAAUGAAUCAUUCAUUAGCAUUAAUACCAACGAUAAUUUAGAACAAGAUUCUGUUGCCUAUUUAUCUGGUCUAAUUUCAGAAUGCGAGUCAUUUGAAGAGCUAAAAGAACAGUUCUCAGUCUUUUGCAAGGAAUUUGAAAUUAUCAGUAAUGAACAAGAAGUCGAAGAUGUUUUCAAUACUCUUGUAGCCUUGUUAAAACGUAAAGGUCUUAUUUCUUUCAACAUUGAAAAGAGCAAACCACACUUAGUCUGCACCGUCAACCCAAAUGCUGAACCAAAAUUAGACGACCCAAACUUAACAAUGGAACAAUACUUAUCGUUAACUCGUUCAAGUGAUAGCCGUGUUAGACUAUUAACUCUCCGUUCAAUGUGCCCAUGUAAGGUCAAGGCUGACAUCGACCAAUUGUGGGACCGUAUCAUUGAAAUGUCUCAGGAUGAUGACCCAAAGGUACGUUACCAAGCCAUGCACAACUUGUGUGAUGGAUCCCCAAUCUGGAGAGAAGAGUCCGUUAUCAGAGCUUUGGAGGGUAUGCAUAAUGACAAGAAUGCAAAGAUCAGACGUAGAAUUCAUAAUAUCCUCGUCCACUACAAGCACACCGGUAAAUGGAACAUCAUGUAAAUCUUGGCACCUUGAUUUACAUUUUAAUAUCAAUGAUAAUUAUUAUUAUAAUUACUCUUUUAAUAAUAAUAAUAAUAAUUAUUAUUUUGAUUCUUUAGGUCAAAAUUUAUAUUGGGUUUAUAAUAUAAAUUAUUCAAUUGGUUCAAAUUGCUCUACUUCAAGGUUAUCAAUUAAAAGAUAUCACUGGAUUUGGCCCUGUAGAUGGAAAUUAUAAGAGAUUUCUUUUGGCUAGUUAAGAAUUAAAUUUAUUUUUUUAAAAUAAAUACACUAGUUUUUCUCAUUUAAUUAAUUAUUAAAUAAUAAUUAGUUCAAAAAAUAAAAAAAUAAAAAAAAAUAAAAAAAAAAAUAAAAAAGAUUCUUUUUUAUAAUU
Molecule: messenger RNA, 1021 nt
Organism: Dictyostelium purpureum
Lineage: Eukaryota; Evosea; Eumycetozoa; Dictyosteliales; Dictyosteliaceae
Exons: 1
Coding region: 1-651 (216 amino acids)
Source: RefSeq, a predicted model, not a curated record